Messenger RNA from Entamoeba nuttalli P19, 396 nucleotides. RefSeq lists its product as hypothetical. NCBI's taxonomy places the organism in Eukaryota, Evosea, Mastigamoebida, Endamoebidae. The record is from RefSeq and is a predicted model, not a curated record. Bases 1 to 396 code for a protein of 131 amino acids. The transcript has a single exon.
AUGGAGAAUAUGAAUAUUUUGAAGAAGAUGUAUAUUUACACCCAGAUGUUUAUAACAAAAAGUUACUUUGAUCCAGACAAUGAACUAGAGCGAACAAAUAAACCAGACAUAAUUAAUGAAUAUUUUAGUAAGACAGAAGAAUCUGUAUUUGAUGACGCAAACUACGAAGAAUAUAAUGAAGAAUUUGGUAAUAUUGACUAUCCAAAUGAAGAAGAACAGUCUAAAGAAAAACAAAAAGAAAUACAGGAUGAAGAAGCAACUACCUAUAAAAUAAUUAAUCCAAUUAAUCCUGAACAAAUUUAUACUUAUGAUGACAAUACAAUUAAAAUACUUGAUGGAGUUAUUGACAUCAACAAUGAUGAGGUACCUGUUGAUACACUCAUUCAAGUAGAUUAA